UGUCAUGUGAUUACGUCAAACCAAUCAGUGACCGUCAUUUAAAAGUGUGGGGUUUACCCGGUGUCCUCACUUCAAGCAUCCUGCCAUCAUGGCUGAGAUACUGCAUGUUCUCUAUGAACAUGCCUGCGGCUACACCUUGUUUCAUGUUGCAGAGUUUGAAGAAAUGUCGAUGCUACUGCCACAAGUGGAAGCUGCUGUGCAUAAUUUGGGCAAGUUUAACGCCAUUGUCAAGUUUGUGGCUUUUUCUCCUUUCAAAAGUGGCACCAAUGCCCUAGACAACAUAAAUAGUAUAUCAGAAGGUAUUCUUCAUGAGAAUCUUCGGGUUUUCAUCGAAACCAAUGUUCCAAUGUCCAAGAAAAAGGUUACAUCACUUCUUGGGGUCGGCGAUUCCAAGUUAGGGGCUGCCAUUUCUGAAGAUAACAGUUUGAAUAUUUCUUGUGUCCACACUGGAGCCAUUCCAGAAAUAAUCAGAGGUAUCCGAGUCCACUUCCACAAUAUAGUGAAAGGGAUGACAUCUGUGACCCAGAACAAGGCCCAGUUGGGACUUGGCCACGCCUAUUCUCGUGCCAAGGUGAAGUUUAACAUCAACCGAGUUGAUAACAUGAUUAUUCAGAGUAUUGCUCUGUUAGAUCAACUGGACAAGGACAUCAAUGCAUUCAGUAUGAGGAUCAGAGAGUGGUAUUCCUACCAUUUUCCAGAACUUUACAAAAUUGUCCCAGAACAAGCACUGUACGCAAAACUAGUGAAAGUCAUCAAGUCACGGAAAACGAUUACAGAAGAAACUAUAGAUGUGAUGGAAGAGAUUCUUAGCGACAGAAGUAAAGCUCAGGCUGUUUAUAAAGCAUCAAAGUCUUCAAUGGGUAUGGAUAUAUCACUGAUAGACUUACUAAAUAUUGAGAUGUUUGCUAGACGUGUGGUCGACCUCAUUGACUAUCGAGCUAAUCUUGUGGAUUAUCUGCAAAAGAAAAUGUCUCAAGUUGCACCAAAUCUCACAGCAUUAAUCGGAGAAACGGUUGGUGCUCGACUUAUUUCUCAUGCUGGAAGUUUGACAAAUCUUGCCAAAUGUCCGGCUUCAACUUUACAGAUUCUUGGAGCUGAGAAGGCACUCUUCAGAGCCUUGAAGAUGCGAGGGAACACACCGAAAUAUGGUCUAAUAUUUCACUCCACAUUCAUUGGGCGAGCUGGCGCCCAAAACAAGGGCAGGAUAUCUCGGUUUUUGGCCAACAAAUGUUCUCUGGCCACCAGGGUUGAUUGUUUUGCAGAUUUCCCAAAUUCUGUGAUUGGUGUACAUCUCCGGCAGCAAGUAGAAGACAGGCUUUUGUAUUAUGAAACAGGUUCCACGCCAAGGAAGAACAUUGAUAUCAUGAGACUGGCCCUGGCUGAGGUUGCCAAUCUUUAUAUCAAGCACCAGAAGAAGGAAAGGAAAAAGAAGAAAAAGUCUCUGUCGAUUGUAGAACUGCCGGACAAUGCUAUGGUCAAUGGUGACACUGUGGUGGGCGUUCCUGAUGAUGAGGGCGGCAGCGGUGAUAAGUUGAUUUCUUCAAAGAAAAAGAGGAAGUUGGCAGAUGAUGAAGAGGAGGCUGAUGUGACAGAGAAGAGCAAGAAGAAGAAGAAAAAGAAGCAUGAUGAAAGUGUGGUGGAGGAGAUGGAAACGGUUAAUGGUGGCGGUGAUGAUGUGGAGACUCCAUCUUUGUCAAAGAAAAAGAAGAAAAAGAAAAAGAAAUCUGGUGAUGAGGAGGAGGAGGAAGAAGAGGUAGUAAUUGUAAAUACAGAAAGUCCAUCAAAGAAGAAGAAAAAGAAAAAGAAAGAGGAGGAGGAGGUAGCAGAGGUUGUAAAUAUAGAAGUUCCAUCUUUGUCGAAGAAGAAGAAAAAGAAGGUUGAAGAGGAAGAGGAAGCAGAGGUUGUAAAUAUAGAAACUCCUUUGUUGAAAAAGAAGAAGAAGAAAUCUGGUGAUGACGAUGAAGAAGAUGAAGCAGAGGUGGAAGUUGUAAAUACGCAGACUCCAUCAAAGAAGAAGAAGAAAAAGAAGUUGGAUGCUGAAGAGGAAGAUGGGAAAUCAACGACUCUGUUGAAGGAGAAGAAAAAAACUGAUGAUGUGGAUUUUACAGAAAAUACAGAAACUCUGUCAAAAAAGAAAAGUAAAAAGAAGAAAUCUUCAUAAGUGAAAGAUGAGGAUGACUGAGUGAACGAGUUGAUUUGCACGAGUGUAUGUGUGUGUUUGUAUGUCUGUGUUAUCAAAGACGGAUGCCGCUAGUUGGUAGCAUCUGUAGCGGACCAUUUUAAAUUAUGUUAUUUUUUAAUGUGUAUUUCCAAUACUUUGGUUAUUGGAUAACAAAAAAAGAGAAGAAAAAAAAUAAAGGUUUAAAUUUUA
Messenger RNA from Octopus bimaculoides (California two-spot octopus), 2371 nucleotides. Its product is annotated as nucleolar protein 56. The record is from RefSeq and is a predicted model, not a curated record. NCBI's taxonomy places the organism in Eukaryota, Metazoa, Mollusca, Cephalopoda, Octopoda, Octopodidae. Gene Ontology annotation, cellular component: box C/D methylation guide snoRNP complex; small-subunit processome. Gene Ontology annotation, molecular function: snoRNA binding.